AACUCUAUGCAUCGGCAUGCAUCAUUAUGACCCUUUCAACAAACUGCUUUUCUUUGACUGUGGAGCACUGGUCCGUUUCAUAGCUGUGGAACUUAGGCGCCAAAUUUUCAAGGGAGACUUCUAGUAGACACAGGAAUAAAAUACCAAAACACUGCAGAAGUCGCCGUCUCUGGCAGGCGUACUGAAGGUUCGCAACAUGGAUGGCCAAAACCAGGACGUCCACGCGAAAUGGUCCCCGACGGACGUCGAGUGGGAUGCCGUUAACCUUAAGGCGCAUGCCGCAAAUGGUGGCGACCAACCAGUACCCGCGAUAAAUAAGUAUUACGUCAAAGGACGCGGUGCUACAGGCUCAGGGUCGCACAGCGUGGCACAUUCACAAUGCCGGGUCCCCGGUUGUACGUCAGACCUUUCACGCGACCUGGCAUACUUCAGGAAAUACCGGAUUUGCCGCGAACACUUGAAGUCUCCAGUCCUCAUGGUGGAGGGCGUCCCCAGCCGCUUCUGUCAGCAGUGCUCCAGGUUCCACCAUAUCCGGGAGUUCGACGGCCCCCAGAGGACGUGCCGUAUGAUGCUGGAGCGGCUGCGUCUGAAGCGCCACAGCGGCAAAGCGGCAGUCGGGGGCAAGGGCGGGCGCGGCGGCGGCGGCGGAGGCAGCAAGGCCAACGCCGACGUGCAGCAGCCGGACACCGGGCCGCGGGGCUGCUCCUCGCAGUCCAACUCCUCCUGCAAGGAGUGGGAGCCGCUCUUGGGCCACCUGGGCCGUCCACUCUCCUCGCUCGGGCCCAACCGCUCCUCCGGCAGCGGCGAGGGCGCCGAGUCGGCGGUGGGUGCAGCAGCGGCCACCAUGUUGGGCACCACCGCCACUCCUGGCGCCAACAGUGCCACCAGCACCCCCACCUGUCGACCACUGCUGCUGCAAAAGCUAUCACAGCCGCAGCAACAGCAGCAGCAACAGCCUCAGCAGCAAGCCCUGUGUGGGAAUGCAUUGGCCGCUGCUUCACAAGCACAGCGCAUGCCUGCUGCCGCUGCCGCUGCAGGCAUAUGUGUGGGUGUUGAGGGUAACGGUAGGGGCAACGGCUUUACUUGGAGCAACGACCAAGAUAACGGAGGCAUGUUGCAACCGUUCCUGGACUCCACGUCUGCGCUGCUGCCCAUUCGUCGAGCAUCAGCAGUCCCAGCGUUUGCCGGUCUUGCGGGUUUGGGCCUAGCAGCGGCUCCUGCCUCCGGCGCUGAGCUCGACAUAUCCUUGCUGCUGCACCGCAACAACCCCACGCUGCAACCUGCGACCAACGGCAACGCUUUGAGCCUCCUCAUGUGUGGCAACGUGGCGGAGCAAAGGCCCCUUCAGAGGCAGCCCACGCCCGGCCAAAACGCGGCGCUGGCCUCUUCCUUCUUCCAAGACGCGCCGUAUGGGCUCCCAGCGGGCGGCCUGGGUGCGAAGCCGCUGGCACCGGCAGCGGCAACACCCCAACUGCUGCAGCAGGCCGCGGAUGGCAAGCCGCCGAGCGACGAUCGCAUGGUCUCUUCAAAUGACACGAUUCGUACGGAGUUUACGGUUGGCAGCUGGCUGUUGCAGUCGCUGAGCCUGUCGAAGGAUAAGGCGGCCGCGGAGGCGGUGGAGGCAAGCUUGGGUCUGGGUUCGGGAUCCUUGGUGUUGGGAGCCGCGGGCGGAGCGCCUGGCGGAGGUCUUGUUGGCGCGGCGGCAAACCGUGUGAUGGCUGACAUACGGCUGGAGAUGCAGUUGCGCGCCAUGUAUCAGGAGAUGGACAUUGAUGGUAUGGCGGCAGCGGCUGCUAUCUCCCUCCAGCAGCAACCACAGCAACAACAGCAGCAACAGUUGCUGCUGCUGCAGCAGGCUAUCAAGCACCCCAGCUUGCAACCCCUCGUGCCUGCUUCCUCAGCCGGUCCGGCUGCAGCCGCAGCCGCUCUCCUGCAAACCGCGAAUAACACUGGACUAGUACCCGCCACACAAUCCGCGACACCCGCCCCCGUUGCCAGUGCAACCGCAACCGCAACCACCCGCACCAAGCCUGCAACCGUCGCCAACGGUCACGCGGUGGUACAACAGCACCUACCGGUCUCGGCAGACCUGCUGGCAACUCCAGCUUGCCAGGACCUGCUGCCCAUGAUGCGGGAUCUGGGACUUGAACGGGCGACUGGCGUGGGUGGCCUGGCCCCUGCUGCUGACUCUGGUGCUCUUACGGCUGCUGGUGCUGCUGCCGCCGCCGCUUCUGUUGCUGCGGUUGCGGCGAAUGCGGCUGCGGCAGCGGUGAAUGCCGAGCCCCUCACGGCUGAGGGCGGCUGCCGAGGAGUGUCCCCGGAGGAUAUCGACGCAGCGCUGGAGAUACUGAUGGAGGAGGCGGGCAUGGCCGCGGUGUACACCAACGGGUUCGAGGCAACCCUGGAGCGCGUGUGCUUCAAGCUCCAUAACGUGCAUCCCCGCGACCUGCCGCCUCAGCUGGUGGCCGCACUAGGCGAGUGGCUCGUCGAAGCACCAGCGGAGUUGAUCCAGGGCGCCAUCCGCCCCGGCUGUACACAGCUUACGCUGGACGUCUACGUGAAGCGCGCCGCCGGCGGAAGCAGCGGCGGCGACAGCAGCGGCGGCAGCAGCGGCCAGGUAAGCGCCGUGUGGACAACCGAGGCCGCGGCAUCGUCUUUGGAUUCCUCAGCGGCAGCGACGUCGGCAUCGUCUGCGCAGUCGUCGGCGGCAGCGGCCGAACGGGGCGAAACUGUCGACGGUGGGCGGCGAGUGUUGGAGGGGCUUGUGCCGACGCCGGAGAUGCUAGCCCGACUGGACGCGACAGGCGCGGAGGCGAUUGUGGGUGCGGAAGCGCAGGCGGGAAGCAGCGUUGGCGGCGCCGUCGCAUCAGGAGCGGCGGCGGCGGCCACUAGCGGGGGCGUCAGCGGCGCUGCCGGCGGCGGCUCCCUUAGCAACACUCGGUUGCUCAGUGCGCUUGUGAUGGCUAGCGGCGAUGUACGGAUGGCGGUUGCAACCUACCGGAAGCUUCUGGGGCCGCUUGCCGUACAGUCCAUGUCUGUGGCAGUUGGAUACGAGACGCUGACCAUUUCGGGUCCGGACAUGGGGUAUCACGUGGCGGACCUGCGAGGCACAGUGGCGGGCAUGCUGACGCCGCUGCUGCUGACGGUGGCUCCGCUGGCCGUGAUGGCAGGCUCCCCCUGCGAGCUGCGCGCCCGCGGCGCCCACCUGACUGGCCCCGGCCGCCGCCCCAUCGUCCGCUGCCAGGGCAGUCACGUGCCCUGCGCCAUCGUAAACACCGCAACACCUGGUGGUGCUGGUGGUGGUGGUGGUGCUGCUGCGAUGGCCGCCAUGGGAGAUGCGGCCGGCUCCGCUGCGAGUGCCGGUGCGGGUGCGGGUGCUGGCGGCGCGGUCGAGAGCAUGGCAGGAGGAGAUGCCAAGAGUGCAAGGUGCGCUGCGGGCGAUUCCGCAUUUUCAUCGUCAUCUCUCUCAGCGCUGGCUCCGAUGAUGCUGACAGCCACUCUGCCGGGCAGCCACAGGGCUCAGGCACUGGCGGAUUAUACGGAGGCAUCGGUGCGGCUGACGGCUCCCGAGGCGGGCCUCAUGAUGCUGGAGUGGGAGGAGCAGCGCGAUGACGGGCGUGUGGCGAUGAGCGAGUGGCUGCCGGUGCUGUCGGUGCCUGAUCCCAUCAUGGCUGCGGAGAUCAACAAGCUGGCCGUGGCCAAGGAGCGCGCGCAGAAGGGCGUUCGCAGCUUCCUGGUGGAUUUGGGACUUGUUCUGGACUUCGCCACCCGGGUCAGCCAGGGCUUGCUGCGCAGGCGGCGCGUGUCCGCAGACGGGGACGCAGCGGAGGAGGAGGACGAUGAGGCGGAUGUGGAGGAGGGGGGCGUGGAUGUGGAUGUGGAGGGAGGCGAUGAGAGGAGCCGGGGAUCGAGGGGCGGCGGUACCGACCAGCGCGGCCCCUCGAGCAAUGCGACCGCCCGCACCAGCAACACCGGCGAGACCGGCGACCUGUCUCCCUUCUCCGCCCCCGCCAGCACCCGCAGCGCCCAGCAGCCCUCCCGACAGCACGAUGAGAUGUUUGAGCAGCACCUGGCGCGGGUGGCGGCGCUGGUGCCGCAGCUGCUUGCCUAUGCGGCUGACGGCGGGCUGGUCAGUGUGCUCUCCUGGCUGCUCGACUUCAGCCUCGAGUAUGUGUUCCUGGGCGACCUGCCCGCGCUCUUCCGGUCCGUAGAGGCUCUUGCUGCCCCGCCGGCGCUUGCGGGCGGCGCCAUUGCGGGGGCUGCAGGCGGCAGCAUGGGCGCAGCUGCAGGAGCGGCAGCAGCAGGAGCGGCUGCGGGGCUGCCGCUGCUGCACCGCGUGAUCCGCAGCGGCAGUGCCAAGGGCGUUCGGCUGCUGCUGACGCGCGCGCAGUCGCAUGGUCUGUGCUGCAACUUUGCGCAGGCGGCAGGUCCCCUCCGUGUCACCCCGCUUCACCUGGCGGCCCUCCACCCCGCCAACACGGCCCUGCUGCACGCCUGCCUCUCCGCCGGGCCCCACGUGCAGCUACUCUGGAACACCGUCGCGGAUGCUGCGGGCCGCACACCUGCCGUAUACCAGCGCCGCCAGGCGGAGAAGGCCAUGCAAUCCGGCGGCAUGCUGUCUGCCGGCGGCCUGGCUGCCAGCUCAUCCCAACACAGCUUCAGCCAGUCUGGCGUCAGUUCCACACCCGUGUUCCGGUCCUGGGGCUCGGAUGAGACCUCGUUUGAGGGAUCCGCAGGCAGUUUUGCAAGCACCAGUGCUGCCGCAGCCGCCGCUGCAGCCGGCGGUCUUGGCGCGGCAGCAGCAGGGUUCCAGGUUGGCUGGAUGCCCAGCGAGUUGGCUGCGUCUUUGGAGGGAUACCGGUCGGUGGGAGCCAGGGCGGGGUCUACGCCGGUCUCGGCUACGGCGGCGGCGGCGGCAGGCGCUAACGGCGACGAUGACAGCAGCGCGGAAGAUGCCAGGGGCGCAGGCGCGCUGGAGAGCGGAAGUCCUAGGAUUGCGGAUAGCGUUGAAGAUUUCCAGGAGCGAGUCAUGACACGUAGGCGAGGCGUACG
Astrephomene gubernaculifera is the source of this 5052-nucleotide messenger RNA. The record is from the annotation of a GenBank genome assembly. Lineage: Eukaryota; Viridiplantae; Chlorophyta; Chlorophyceae; Chlamydomonadales; Astrephomenaceae.